AAAAGAUUGUAAAACCAAAUCUAUAACCUUAUCAGAUACAAUCUUCACUUAUUCUCCUCAAUUCAACAUCAAAAAAGCCAAGACAGGGACUCAUGUUCCUGUCCUCUCUUUGCCCCUUGUUGCCCCUUGUGCUUCAGUGGACGCAGCAUCCCUCUCUAUCUCUAUCUCUAUCUCUCCCAGGUGUAGCCAAAAUUCACUUACUGCAAAGGAAAGGAAAGGAAAGGGGGGAAGAAAAGGUGCGAGGGAUAAAUCCCAGAGGAGAAGAGAAUCUAUAAUAAAUAUGCUGAAAUGCUGAAGCUCGACCAGCCACGCGUUCUCUCCUUUUCUUUUGUUCCAUUGCUCAACCAACCUGACCCACAAUCACUCAAGACCAGCUCCGCCUCCUCCCCUCUCUCUGCCCACUCUCUUCUUCCUCAUUAAAUUAUUCAUAAAGGGAGCUGUUGAAGUAAACACCCUUUCCUAUUUUUUAUUACCACCUUAAAAAACAAGACAAAAUCCCAAGCACUUGUCUUCCUUAAAUACAUACUGUGCGCGCGCGCGCGCGUGAAUUCCUACUUGCUCGCCGGCUAUGCCGACGCCGGUAAGCGUAGCGAGGCAAUGCUUGACAGAUGAGGCAGCCCGUGCUUUGGACGAAGCUGUUGCGGUGGCGCGUCGAAGAAACCACUGCCAAACAACCUCUCUCCACGCCGUCUCCGCUCUACUAGCUCUCCCGGCCUCAACUCUCCGGGACGCCUGCUCACGUGCCACCACAAGCGCGUUCUCUUCACGCCGCCAGUUUCGCGCUCUGGACCUCUCUGUUGGCGUCUCUCUAGACCGGUUACCAUCUUCGAGGACUCUUGAUGAGGAUCCACCGAUAUCGAAUUCCCUGAUGGCAGCGAUCAAACGGUCGCAGGCGAAUCAACGGAGACACCCUGAUAAUUUCCAUUUGCACCAAAUACACUGUAACCAGCAAGCGGCGUCGGUUUUGAAAGUUGAGAUGAAACAUUUCAUUUUAUCGAUUUUGGAUGAUCCGAUUGUGAGUCGGGUAUUUGGGGAAGCCGGGUUUAGGAGUUAUGAUAUAAAGAUAGCAAUAGUUCACCCGCCGGUUAGUCAAAGUUCGAAAUACUCGCCGGUCGGGUGCGCCCCAAUAUUUCUAUGUAACUUGCCGGGCUCGAAUAUUACUGGUCCGGGGCGACCACCCGGAUUUAGUUUUCCUUUUAGCAGUGGGCUCGAUGAUGAUGAUGAUGAUGUUGGCGAUGAUGAUGUUUGCAGGAGAAUUGGUGAGGCUUUAGUGAGGAGAGAUGGGAAAGGAAGAAACUUGUUACUUGUUGGGGUUUAUGCAAGUAAGGCUUUAAAGGGUUUUGUUGAUAGUGUAAAUAAAGAAAACAAAGGAGGUGUUUUGCCUAGUGAGAUUAGUGGGGUGAGUGUUAUUAGCAUUGAAGAUGAGAUUAUUCAUUUUGUUAGUGAGCUAGGGGGCGACAAAGAGAAGAUGGGAUUGAAGUUUGAGGAGUUGGGUCAGGAAUUGGAGCAGUAUUCAGGUCCUGGAAUUGUUGUGAAUUUCGGAGAUAUGAAGGUUUUGGUUGGUGAAUAUGUGUGUGGUGAUGCUGUGAGUUAUUUGGUUUCGAAAUUGACGAGUUUAUUGGAGGGUUUUAGGGGAAAAAUUUGGUUGGUGGGAACAGCAGAUAGUUAUGACACAUAUUUAAAGUCUGUAGGGAAGUUUUCGAGUGUGGAAAAGGAUUGGGAUCUUAGGGUUCUGCCUAUUGCUUCUUAUAAGAGUCCUGUUGGUGAUUUUAGUUCGAAAUCGAGCUUGUUGGGUUCUUUUGUUCCAUUUGGUGGGUUCUUUUCUACACCAUCUGAUUUCAAAAAACCAACGAACAGCAUAAAUCAGUCGAUUAUAUGCUGUCACCUUUGCAAUGCAAAGUAUGAGAAAGAUGUUGCUGCUAUUCUGAAGACGGGGUCAACAACGUCAGUUGCUGAUCAGAGCUCAGAGAAGUUACCUUCUUUGCUACAGAUGGCUGAACUUGACACGGGAAAGGCAGUGGAUGCAGUCAAGACCAGAGAUGAUGAUACAGCAUUGAAUGCUAAAAUUUUGGGGCUGCGAAAUAAAUGGAAUGAUAUCUGUCAACGUCUCCAUCAUGCACAGCCAUUCUUCAAAUUUGAUGUUUCCCAGGCCACAUCCCAGGUCUCCAUUGCUGAGGGCUUUCAAUGUGUAGCAGAUGGGAAGAAGAGCAGAAGCAAUAGCAGCAGCAGAGAUUCCUCACUAAAUGAGAGUCAAUGUGUGAAUCUAAAUCUUGGUGUUUGUUUGAACAAGCAAAAGAUCUUUCCAGCAAAACAUUGUGUAGAUUCUGAAACCGAGGAUGUUAAUCAUGGAUCUAAGCAACUGGAAGAAGUUCCAAUACUUAAGCAAAAAGAGAAAGAGAGCCCUUGGUUUACCCCUUGCCCCCUUUCUAAUGUGAGUCUGCCCACUGACCGGACAUCAUCUUCAUCUGUCACUUCUGUAACCACACAUUUGGGGUUGGGAACACUUUAUGCUACUAGCGCUCAGGAGCGUAAUAUUACAAAAUUACGUGACCCUACGGAGCAUCUUCAGCACUUCUCAGGUUCUGCUUCUGUGGAGUUUGAUGACAAUACUUCACUUCAGAUUGCAAAAUCUUCUUCCUUCUCUAGCCCUUUUUCAGGAGGGAAAUUCAAUUUAAGAGAUUUCAAAUCAGUGAUGAGAGCUAUUUCUGAAAAAGUUGGCUGGCAGGAUAGAGCCACGUAUGCUAUUGGCGAAGCUGUAUCCCGCUGCAAAGCAGGACAUGGAAGACACCAUGGUUCAAAUUCCAAAGGAGAUAUUUCAUUUAUUCUCCUUGGACCUGACAGAAUUGGAAAGAAAAAAAUUGCUUCAGCACUUGCUGAGGUAAUGUUCGGCAGUACCCAAAGCUUCAUCUCUCUGGAUCUGGGAUCCCAUGAUAAGGUAAGCUCAUCAAACUCCAUAUUUGACAGCCAAGAAUUACAAUACGAUGAUGAAUUAGGGAGGUCGAUGACUUUUGUUGAUCGUAUCGCUUCAAAGUUGAGCAAGAAACCCCAUUCGUUAAUCUUUCUUGAAAACAUAGACAAGGCUGAUCCUUUGGUCCAGCAUAGCUUGUCCUACGCUUUGAGGACUGGUAAAUUCCCAGAUUCACAUGGAAGAGAAGUUAGCACCAACAAUACCAUUUUUGUGGCAACAUCAACAAUUAUAGUGGGUAAUACGAACUUCCAGUCAGAAAACAAAUCCAUUAGGUUUUCCGAGGAAAUGAUACUUGGAGCUAAAAGCUGGCAAAUGCAAAUAUUAGUGGAACAUGCUGCGGAAGCUACCAGUAAAAGGAGUGAAAUGAAGGUGAGGAUUUCAAGAGAAAUAACCUCUGCGGUCUCAUAUGGGAAUAAAAGAAAAUUAGAUGCAACCAGUGACUUAAUGGAGCAGGAAAGUAGCUGUGAGUCUAGCAAACAGGCCCAUAAGGCAUUGCGAUCCUAUCUGGAUUUGAAUCUUCCUGUAGAGGACACAGGAGAGUGUGCCAAUUACGGUGACACUGACAGUGACUCCAUUUCUGAAAGCUCGCAAGCUUGGUUGGAAGAUUUUUCUGAUCAAGUGGAUGAAAAGGUGGUAUUCAAGACAUUUGAUUUUGAUUCUCUCGCUGAAAAGAUAGUGAAGGAAAUCAGCAAACAAUUUCAGAUGGCAUUCGGAUAUGAGAUAUUGUUGGAGAUUGAUGAUGAAGUCAUGGUACAAAUACUUGCAGCUGCUUGGUUGUCUGAGAAGGAGAGAGCAAUGGAGGACUGGAUUGAAGAGGUGGUUGGGAGAGGGUUCAGAAAAGCCAAGCUGAAGUCCCAAUUUAGUGCUCAGUGUGUUGUAAAGCUAGUUACUUGUAAAGGCCUUUUGCUGAAAGAGCAAGCUCCUGGAAUACGCCUGCCUUCAAGAAUUAAUCUGUGAGCUGAUUUUCGCCCAUCAAUGUUUCUUGUAAUUACAUGUAUAGUAGCGCAUAGGCUAUAGCUCUAGUUUCUGAAAAGCCUUUUUGGUCAAUCGAUCCCAUGAUUUUUUUUUUGUGCAUUGUGCGACUUUUUAGAUAAUAUAAAGAAAAAUAGCGGUUACUUUUCGUUCUAAAAA
Molecule: messenger RNA, 4099 nt
Organism: Populus nigra (black poplar)
Lineage: Eukaryota; Viridiplantae; Streptophyta; Magnoliopsida; Malpighiales; Salicaceae
Product: protein SMAX1-LIKE 6-like
Exons: 3
Coding region: 569-3925 (1118 amino acids)
Molecular function (GO): ATP hydrolysis activity; ATP binding
Source: RefSeq, a predicted model, not a curated record